Molecule: messenger RNA, 1794 nt
Organism: Ascochyta rabiei
Lineage: Eukaryota; Fungi; Ascomycota; Dothideomycetes; Pleosporales; Didymellaceae
Exons: 1
Coding region: 1-1794 (597 amino acids)
Source: RefSeq, a predicted model, not a curated record
AUGGUGCUUGGAAUCUUGAUCGCUGUGAUCGUUGCACCAGGUCUACUCGGCAGUCAAGAGGCCAUUCGACAAGGACAAUCGAAAGACAAAAGAGAAGAACACCGCGCACGUAGGUGUAAUCUUAUAGCAACCUGCGUUAAGUCAUCACCAAGAAGCCGAGAGAUCGACGGACGCCCUGUUGUGCUCCGUAAUGGAAAACUCUGGAUCGAUACAACCACCGAAGAUGGCGAACCACUCGGCCACACGUGCGCUGGUUACUACUUACCAUAUCCGGACACCAAGUACGAGGGCCUCGUUACUACUAUCACGGAUGUUGCGCCUAUCAUGAAUUGGGUAUACAUAGAUAGACAGACACACGAAGCAAGAUAUGGUGUCCGUGCAGAUGCGCAGCCUAACCUUACCGGACCGUUCGACUGUACACGUCAAGAUCGCCGCCUCACUUUCGAUGGGUGGGAAGGGUGGUGUGCUGUAGAAGAGUACGAGGGUUACUGGUGUCUGUACUUCGAUGUUGAUGACAAUGGGCUAAGGUCGAAAGUUGCUCCCGGGACAAGAGUACUAGAGAUCGAGCUGAGUAGGAAAGAAAAGAGGUUCAAGAAAGACGAUGAGGGACGGCAACAAGACCAGACCACCAAGAGAGAGGUAGACAACAGGGAGGACGCCCCUACCGAUCGACCACUACGGUCUGAAGCAGACGUAAGAAGACCCGGAGUGUUCGACGAACCACAGUCAGAGCUAGAAACCCCACCUGCAGAUGAUGCAAUGCCCAAGACACCACCACCAGCAUAUUCAAAGACGAACAAACCGAGCACUUCUCCAAUCCAAGGCCGUCCCAAAAAAGGGGCAGUUGACGCGUUAGACGAUUUUCUGGCCAUGGAAGUGCAAGCAAAUGUUACAUCCGUCCCACGUGUGCAAACACAAAGGCGAUCGACAUCGGACUCACCACCACCACCGCCCCUACAACCACAACUACCUACUCCGCUAGAAGAAAGACGGGUCACUCCCAAGCUCAACCGGAAUAGUGGCAGUAAAGCGAUAGCUCAAGCUCAAAUAUUUGAAGCCAUGGCAGCUGGACAGACACAAAACAGUGACAACAUAUCCAGAAGAAUUUCGGGGAACAAGCGUAUUUCUCUAGCCAGCAGCAACGCUGAUUCAGCAUCAGUCUACUCUGAGGAAGACCAGAGGUUGAGCAGAGAGAUUCGGCCGCAGUCAAGCAUAUCGCAGAAAGCAUACUACACAGCUCCUGUAGCACCGCCAGUGCCACUCAUUGAUGCAAACCCACCAGGAAUGAACAACAGUGUAAGAAUAGACUUGGGGCAGCCCUCAUCGAUGACAUAUCAAGAAGGAGAGCCGCCUGCUGACCCCGCAAUAUUUGGUGCAACGGAACCUCAGGCCAGCAAGCGAAGUAGUUAUUCAAACUUAGUUUCUCAACGGAAACGAAACUCGAAAGUAUUCUCAGCCCGGCGACCUGGAAAGCGCGUGUCUCCAAGGAACUCGGCGACCAAGCCGUCGACAGUCACGAUGUCGAGCGGUGCUGGCAGCAGAAGACAACCAAGCACGAGCAAGUCUUCGAAGGUGCAAGUGGGAACCAGUAACUCUGGAAACAGGGCCCAAGCUGGCAGGAAAACUACUUCUACCUUUUUGAAGGACUUGGAUGAUCUGGUCAACCUUGAAGCAGCGCCAGGUUUGUCCACAAGCAAUCGGAGAGCUCCCGCACCUGAGAAAGGGCUCCCUUCGAGAGGCGAGCAGAGAGGUGGUAGAACAAGUACCAACAAAACGCUUACAAAGCGCAUUUAG